Messenger RNA from Postia placenta MAD-698-R-SB12, 522 nucleotides. RefSeq lists its product as hypothetical. The record is from RefSeq and is a predicted model, not a curated record. The annotation marks the transcript as partial. The transcript is spliced from 2 exons. Lineage: Eukaryota; Fungi; Basidiomycota; Agaricomycetes; Polyporales; Adustoporiaceae.
ACCGGGCGCACCUCUAUGUCGAGCUGCUCCCGACAUCGUAACACGAGGUCAUGCCUGUGCGUGUAUGGAUGGUACAUUCUGACGUGCUUGCGCAGCGACACGGAAAUUGAGCAAAAGCGGAAUUACCAGCUUAGGAAAUGGCUACCGGGAAGGGAGAGGGCUGUUUGUUGCAUUUGCGCAAUGGACAGCCCUUAUUGCAGGAAACAGAACAAAGGGGAGAGGGCUGUUCUUUGCGCAAAUGCAGAGAACAGCUCUCGCUAUAGGAAACAAGACAAGGGGGAGAGGGCUGUUCUUUGCGCAAAUGCAGAGAACAGCUCUCGCUGUAGGAAACAAGACAAGGGGGAGAGGGCUGUUCUUUGCGCAAAUGCAGAGAACAGCUCUCACUAUAGGAAACAAGACAAGGGGGAGAGGGCUGUUCUUUGCGCAAAUGCAGAGAACAGCUCUCGCUGUAGGAAACAAGACAAGGGGGAGAGGCAACUCUUGAUAUAAGGACGGUCACAGCAGCGUCUGGACUUUGCCAUA